Suillus clintonianus is the source of this 2154-nucleotide messenger RNA. RefSeq lists its product as uncharacterized. The coding region runs from base 1 to 2154 and encodes 717 amino acids. The record is from RefSeq and is a predicted model, not a curated record. NCBI's taxonomy places the organism in Eukaryota, Fungi, Basidiomycota, Agaricomycetes, Boletales, Suillaceae. The transcript is spliced from 7 exons.
AUGGUCGGAUCGCAAUGGACAAACAGAGAACAAAAGGCUUACUUGGAAUCGCAAUUCAGCGAGUUCUUGAAGCAACAGCUUCAAGGUACUUUGACAGGCUUUUGGGAUACUGUUAGCCUCGAGUUCUUGAAACGAUGGCCUGAAAUCAAUGUUCAAUACCCAGACCAGUCUAAACACCCAAACCUGACUGAGGAGGAGAAAGAGUUGCUUGGUGAGGCAGUGGCCAGGCGCAAACAGAUGCUUGGCAACAGAGCGAAAGGGACACGAGUCCAUACAGAAGUCGAAAUAUUCUCGAAGAUGAGCUACGACUCUGCCGUACGGGGACAGAUCCAGGAGAAGAUCGAUUCUGGGCUCCUUGUGACUCAAAAUGAGAAACUGCUGGCUGUGCGGGAGACGACCAAGGCUGCGUAUGACGCGGCUCCACCCGAAAUUAAAUCCUUGUGUAAGGCGAAGGCUGCCGAGGAGCGGAAUACUAAGACCUCUGUGCUCUUACCAGGGGCACAAGUAACUGAGCGACCUACCAAUGCACAGUAUGCGAAGGCGUUAGAAGAGUGUAUUGGUCCAAUCUCACAAUUUUUGGACGCAGUGAGGCAACUUACUGGUUGGGAAUGGACGGUCAUUGGCGGGGGCCCAGACCCUCGCCUUGGUGGUAUGCUCAACGUAGCGAGCUACCAUACAGGCAUCAAUGAAUCCGGCCUUACAUGGAAGCAAGCAAUGCCGAAUUUUACGGAGAAACACCUGAAUCCAUAUCUAGGUUUCCUUGCAACAGUAUUCAGCGAGGAAGACAGGAAACAGCGUGCUCUAGAUUACGUCCCUCCAGCGGUGCAAGAUGGGAACACCUCAUGCCGAGAUGCAGUGCUGACAACGUCGGAUGACAGCGCACAACCCCCAGUGCCGUUUACGCCGGAUUCAGCACAAUCGCAGAUGCCAUUCGCAUCGACAUCGGCUUUGACUGCUGGUGGAUCCAGCGAGGCGGCAUCCACUGGUCUACCCAUCAUCCCUCAACCUCAACUCCCCGAGGGCCUUCCAUAUUUCAACUUACAAGGGCCUGAGUUUCCGUCAUUCAACAAUGACACAUAUUCCUUCUCUGGUGGAAAUCCUGGGAUUCUCCCCAGGCUGGCAUUAUCGCCCGUCCCUCAAACGCCGACACUGCCAGGGGGAUCGUUUGUCCCUCAAACGCCGACACUGCCAGGGGGAUCAUUCCCAUCAUCCAGUUCAUCAGCGCUUCCAUCAUCUCCCUCGCCUAUCACAUCAUGGAAUGAGGGGUACUGGAACUCAAUGCCGCCGCUUCAUAUGGUCCCCUUGAGUCAAUCCGACGUACUACCUUACAACUUCAACUUCUAUUCUCCCCCUUCCUUGGACAGCGCACACGGAAGCCAGCAUCACAUCAAUUCGAACCCCAUCAGCUUCCCUGGUACCGCAUCAUUGAAUCCUCAAGAAGAACUUCACCUCGCGGCUGCUCCCCAACCAGCUCUUCACCUCGCGGCUGCUUCCCAACCAGCCCUUCACCUUGCAGCUGCCCCCCAGCCCAAUAAUUCCACCUUGAAUCCCCCCCUCAACCUCGUUGUCACUCACCCUCUCCAUUCGGACCAACCGGUCCUUCAAACACUGUCCACUGCCCUGGAAACACAGAGCCCAACUACCACGCAACUUGGGCAAGUACGAGUGGGAGUGGACGAAGUGGACGAGCGUACCUCUUUGGACGCUGCCGCCCUGACAACACAUAGCCCAACUGCCACACAACUCGGGCAAGUACGAGCAGGAGUAGACGAGGUGGACGAGCGCGUGUGCGCUACUUCUUUGGCCGGUGAGAAUCUUGCUAAGAACAAAGUGAGUAAGGAGAAGCGCCCACGUCAAGCAGCAGUUCAGCCUUCUACCGACCUUUCUGCUGUUAUCGUCCCCCCACGCAAGACAACGCGGGUUCGUCAAGAGUCGACUCGCAUGGCCCAAGCCAACAUGAUAGGCGGAAGCAUGAAGAGGCCCCAAACGGGCAAAGACGACAGCGCCGCCCCUCAAAAAAAAAAAAAUGUACGCGCUUACAAGUCGAGAACAAACCCAAUAUGGAAACCCACCAGCGCAUGGAAGGAUGAGAAGCUAUUUAUGCAUCGUGGGAAGCCGGAAAGGGGAGGGGCAGAAGGGACGCCUGCCAAAUAA